AAAAUAAUCGUAUCUACGAUGCACAUAAUAUAGUAAAGAUAAGUAGGUACCACGUUUCUACGUUACCUAUUGUGAUUACAAUUUUUAUGUUUAUUAUUUUGUCUGUCAGGGCCGUUUGUAACGUUCACUCGUGACUCAUUUGCACUUAACGUUAUUUUUGUAUUUUGAAUUUUUUUGUUUGAUCGAAAUUUAAUAUUUUUCUAACCAACUGUUUUAUUCUGUGCUAUCGUCAUGGUGUUUGUAUGCAUGGUGAAAGGUUGCGAUAAUUCUAAGAAGUCGACUAUGAAGAAGUGCAAACGGUUUAGGAUACCUGCAGACGAUUUACGUCGUAAGAACUGGCUGAUAAAUUGUAGUCGCCAAGAUUUGUUAGAUAAAUCAUCGUCUCAUCAUGUGUGUUCAGACCAUUUCGAGGACCAAAUGUACAAAAAACCUGAUCGAAAAGUUUUACUGCCUACUGCUGUUCCUACUAAUUUCUGUAGUACCAGUAAUACUAGUCAAUCAUAUAAAGAAGCUGAUAUUACAGAACUAAUUAACUCGGGAUUUUCUAGAGAGCAGGUUAUUCAAGAAUUAAAAAGAUUCGAUGGAAAUAAAAAUCAAGCAAUGGCCUCCUUAUUUGCAAAAAUAUUAAAAUUUUGACAGUUGUCAGAAGUUUUUAACA
Messenger RNA from Acyrthosiphon pisum (pea aphid), 658 nucleotides. Its product is annotated as 52 kDa repressor of the inhibitor of the protein kinase-like. Bases 232 to 636 code for a protein of 134 amino acids. Gene Ontology annotation, molecular function: sequence-specific DNA binding; protein binding. NCBI's taxonomy places the organism in Eukaryota, Metazoa, Arthropoda, Insecta, Hemiptera, Aphididae. The transcript is spliced from 4 exons. The record is from RefSeq and is a predicted model, not a curated record.